Molecule: messenger RNA, 2953 nt
Organism: Stegostoma tigrinum
Lineage: Eukaryota; Metazoa; Chordata; Chondrichthyes; Orectolobiformes; Stegostomatidae
Gene: gper1
Product: G protein-coupled estrogen receptor 1
Exons: 2
Coding region: 774-1850 (358 amino acids)
Biological process (GO): G protein-coupled receptor signaling pathway
Cellular component (GO): membrane
Molecular function (GO): G protein-coupled receptor activity
Source: RefSeq, a predicted model, not a curated record
CCCAAAUUCUGCACAGAGCUCACAGGCUAGAUUAAUACUCAGCUGGUGAUUUGAAAAGAAAAUAAGCGAAACAGUUCUAUCAGUUUCUUUGCCGAUCCUUCCUUGGGAGAGGAUAUCUACCAUCUGGAGACUGAGCUAACAGGAUGAUCCCUGGGAUUUUAUGGCCUGUUUGGAUUUACAGCCAAUUAUUGAUUGGUAGUCAAUACAAAGCAAAAGGGGAAAGAUUUCAGCUCACCAAAUAAGUGAAAAGCAGUCACCGCAGUACCCGCUUAACCAAAACACCAAUGCCUGAUGUGUGGGACUUGACUACCUCAAGCAAAUGCAAAUAUCUGGUCUGAAUUUCUUAUCUGGCAGCCCAAAUGCUUGGCCUCAACUAUUAAGAACAGUGAUCUGCAGUCAAAGGGCAGAAAAGCAACCAGUGCAGAUACACACAGCUUUCCAGUGCCAAAGUCUCAAUUUUCUACAAUACGUACUGAUAAAUGAGUAAACACACCUGAAUGAACGCCAAGGAGAUGCAUUUUGUAUUGGAGAUAAGUAAACUACAUCUAUUGACCAGAAACACAAUGCCAUUGCAGGGCCCAAGUUGUGUCCCACUGGAUUCUCCAAACAGCAGAUAAAGUAUGCUACUAUACAGUAUGGCAGAAGCAUUUUUGACACAUUGGGAUGAAUUGAUUGAAUGCAUCAAUAUAGACAAAUGUAAAUACUUAAAACAGCAAAGAAUUAUUUAUAGAUCAUUCAAAACAUAAUUUUUGAAAAAUGUAUUACUGCCUUUGAUGAUGGAAUUGCAAUUAAUCUCACAAUUAUUGCUAUUUCCCAAUGAAAGUGAACUGAAUAAAUCCAGUUACUGUAAUGAAACCUUACAUUGUAGCUAUAUAACUGAAAACCAAAGUGACAGCCAUUUUUACAGUAUCAGCCUCUUUCUAUCUUGCCUGUAUACAGUUCUUCUAUUUCCCAUAGGCUUCAUUGGAAAUGGAUUAAUCCUGGUUGUAAACUUGAAUGAUCAUAAGAAAAUGACCAUCCCAGAUCUCUAUUUUGUAAAUCUUGCUGUAGCUGACCUGAUCCUUGUAGCAGAUUCCCUCAUUGAGGUCUUCAACCUGAAUGACAAGUACUAUGACAUAGCCAUUCUGUGCACCUUCAUGUCCCUGUUCCUGCAGAUCAACAUGUACAGCAGUAUCUUCUUUCUCACAUGGAUGAGUUUCGACCGGUACCUUGCCCUGGCACAAUCGAUGAAGUCUGGCACACUCCGAACAUUGCAGCAUGCAAAAUGGAGCUGUGGCCUGAUCUGGUUGACAUCUAUCCUGGCUACAAUGAUGCCUUUUGCUGUGGUACAAGUGCGUCACACAGGGGAAGUUCACUUUUGCUUUGCAGAUGUUACAGAGAUUCAAUGGUUGGAGGUAACUCUUGGGUUUGUCAUACCCUUCUUCAUCAUUGGACUCUGCUAUUCACUGAUUGUACGGAUUCUCACAAAAGCCCAGAAGCACAACCGCCUUUGGCCAAGACGUCAGAAGGCCCUUCGCAUGAUUGUUGUGGUUGUUCUGGUUUUCUUUAUCUGUUGGCUACCUGAAAAUGUCUUCAUCAGCCUUCAGCUCCUACAAGGCACAAACGAUUCAUCAGUUUCUCUCAAGAAAUCAAUGGGCCACUAUUACCCACUUACACGUCAUAUUGUCAACCUGGCUGCUUUUUCUAACAGUUGUCUGAAUCCUAUUAUUUAUAGCUUUCUAGGGGAAACGUUCCGAGACAAACUUCGCCUUUACAUGAAAAGGAAAGCAAGCGUAUCUACAGUUUAUCGGCUUUGCAACAACACUUUGAACUGGAACAUUCCUGUAACUGUAGAGGAAUCUUUUGCAUAGCAGAUGAAAUCUCUACAAGCACAAGUAAUUAAAAGGAGGCCCAAAUUGCAUUCAAAUUUGUUUAAUUAUAAUUUUCAGUUUGGCCAGUUGGAAGCAAUGUUUCCACAGCCAUCAACUUCAAAGUGAGUUGGUCUAAGCACAAUAAUGGAAGUCAACUCCAAUAUAAUGACCAGGAUGAAGUUGGUCGAAUGCAUUUGGGUAAAGUUGAGAGCAACCUCUUUCUACGUUUGCUGCAUUCACCAUGCUUUUUACUCAUAUGGAAACAAUCAACUAGCACUUGUUCAUGUGACUAUUUAAGGCUUUCAGUUUAAAGCAGAAUUAUAUUUAAUAAAGAUAUUAAAAGUCCACAAAGUAGACCCUUUCCUAAACUGGAAGGAAAAUGAAAAACAGAAUAAGACUCAAAUGUACUAAAUUUUGUAUGGUUUGUAAAAUAAUUCUACCUUAAUUUCAACCUGUGCAUUCAGUUUAAUUGCAAUGAUACAAACUAAGUUUGACAGUACAUGUUGAGUUUUUAAAAGUUUGUAUUUGUUGAUCAAGCAUCACAACUUAACAGAAAACCCUGGGGGCAGUAAAAAUGUCAGUGUUUAUGAAUGAAAAAUUCAUUGUGUUAUCAAGGUCAGACAUUCCAGAAAACAACCUAGAGGCAUACCAACACCAAUAUAACAAUACUUCAAAAUAAACGUGGAUGAUGAGUUCAUGAACGGAUAUCAAUGAAAGUAAUAUUUAUAACAAAUAUAGGGUGAACUGGGUCUAAUUUUCAAGUUACCUCGCAGGCAGAUUACAGUCAGAUAACCAAGAUUGCUCAAAAUAUACUUGGCUGUUGUAAUUCAUGAGGGGGAAAAUAAGACAGAUAGAAAAUAAAAAUGGAGAGAGACAGGGUAAGCAAAAGCACAAGUGAGAGAAAGUUGGUAACUCAAGAAAAAGUAAAUUUGAGAGGAAAGGCAAAAAGAACAGAUGAAAGAAAGGCAGUACCUACACACAUAUAGUAACUUUCACAACCUCAGUGCUUCCAAAAUCACCUACUGCAACUAUUUUGAAGAAUGCACUGUUGCAAUAAAGGGAAUGCAUCAGGUUGAGGUUCUGGGUGUGAGUUUGCUCGCUGA